Molecule: messenger RNA, 727 nt
Organism: Entelurus aequoreus (snake pipefish)
Lineage: Eukaryota; Metazoa; Chordata; Actinopteri; Syngnathiformes; Syngnathidae
Product: frizzled-7-like
Exons: 2
Coding region: 161-586 (141 amino acids)
Biological process (GO): non-canonical Wnt signaling pathway; canonical Wnt signaling pathway
Cellular component (GO): plasma membrane
Molecular function (GO): Wnt receptor activity; Wnt-protein binding
Source: RefSeq, a predicted model, not a curated record
UGCCUGCAUUCCUCGCUCUCUUUCUCCCUCUCCUCAUUUUCUUGGUCCGUUUCCCCAGCCCCCCAUUCUGCUGACUUCUUACACUCCGCCAUGCUCGUUUGUUCUUGCAAUCUACCGUCGGCACCGCUCCGUAGUCCAGACCUGGGAAAAUUACGGCCCGAUGUUGUUGCUGCUGUGCGGGAUGUCGAGCUUCUCUCCCGUUAUUGCCGACGGACUCUCGGAGCGGCGUGUCGGUGCGUGCCAGCCGGUCUCCAUCCCGCAGUGCGCCGACGUGCCCUACAACCAGACCAUCAUGCCGAAUCUCCUGGGCCACAACAACCAGGAGGAGGCGGCGCUGGCGAUGCGCUCCUUCCAGCCGCUGCUGAGCUCCGGUUGCUCGGCGGAGCUCACGUUCUUCCUGUGCGCGGCGUACGCGCCGGUGUGCACCGUGCUGGAGGAGGCCGUCCCGCCGUGUCGGGGGCUGUGCGAGUCGGUGCGGCGAGGAUGCGCGGCCCGCAUAGCCGAAGGAGGCGUCCAGUGGCCGGACAGACUUCGAUGCGAGGAACUCCCCGUGGAAGGAAGCCUGUGCGUGGGCAACACCACCUAACUCGCAGAAGGACAACUUCUUUGGCUUUUCCCCUUCCGCCAUUUUAAUCUACUUUAUGACAAAUGGUUGGAAAAUGGUCUGAGGAAUAAAUAUACUCGUGUUAAACAAUUUCAAAGUAUCAAAUAAUAAAGUUCAUAAAGG